This is a messenger RNA of Seriola aureovittata, 971 nucleotides long. RefSeq lists its product as uncharacterized. NCBI's taxonomy places the organism in Eukaryota, Metazoa, Chordata, Actinopteri, Carangiformes, Carangidae. The record is from RefSeq and is a predicted model, not a curated record. The coding region runs from base 159 to 920 and encodes 253 amino acids. The transcript is spliced from 4 exons.
AAGCAGAUGGACAUACACAUUCGAUUUUGGAGGAUGGUUGUGUACGGUCUCGGUAUUUUGGCUCACAAUUCCUGGGACAUGGACGAGCUACCGAUCUGUUGGAGCACAUCAAAGAAUGUGUUGCACAACUCAACACGAGGCAGCUUCUCUCAGUAGGAAUGGAUGGCCCCAAUGUCAACUUCAAACUCCUGGAUCUCCUUCAAAAGGAGCAUGCUGAGCUGCAUGGAGGUGCUCAAGUCCUGAUGGUUGGGAGCUGUGGACUUCACACUCUCCACAAUGCCAUGAAGGCAGGCUUUACAGCCUGGCAAAUUGACAAACUCCUGCGCGCGCUCCAUUUCCUCUUCCACAACGUUCCUGCACGGAGAGAGGACUACACCAACAUCACCGGGUCGUCCCGCUUUCCCCUCUCUUUCUGCGGCCACAGAUGGGUAGAAAAUGUGCCAGUUGCAGAGAGAGUCCUGGAAGUUUGGCCCAUGGUUCAGAAGUAUGUCAAAGCUGCUGAGCAUAAGAAGGUCCAAAAACCGAACACAGCCUCUUAUGACGCCAUCCUGGCAGCACAAGGGGAUCCACUCUUAAUCCCAAAGCUUCAAUUCUUCCUUGCCAUUGCGAGAAGUUUUAACCCCUUUCUUCAGAGAUACCAAACAGACGAGCCAGUGUUGCCUUUUUUGGCAAACGAUUUGACUGAGCUUCUGUUGAGUUUACUGCGGCGGUUCAUAAAAAGGGAGAUCCUACAGGACCAAACCCCCCUGCAGCUGAUCAAGUUGGACGUUUCUGAGGAGAAGAAUUGGGUCUCCCUUGAAAGGAUGGACAUAGGCUUGGGGGCUGAAUCUGACAUCAAGGUGAUGUCGUCAUUCAGCAGUUCACAUCCUUUCUCUCAAUUGUGGGCGGAGAUGAAGAAUUUGUUUCCUUCCAACCCCUGAGGCAGCGUCUAGAUGUCUUUCUCCACUCCAAGCUCUGCAUGUCCCACCCUG